Messenger RNA from Candidula unifasciata, 2322 nucleotides. The record is from the annotation of a GenBank genome assembly. NCBI's taxonomy places the organism in Eukaryota, Metazoa, Mollusca, Gastropoda, Stylommatophora, Geomitridae.
AUGUCUGCAAAUACAGAGACUGGCUCAGAGGAUGCUAGCGGUGUACAGAAGACGGCGAAAACGACACAAAAUUCGACAGCAGAACUGAACAAAACGAACAAUUUUCAAAGAAUUGCCCACAAGAAAAUGGUCGUCCGUAACUAUCCCCGCAGCAAAAAACUCGAAACACUGGCCGUAUAUUCAAGCUGCAAGUCCGAGGGCUGUAAAUGUAAUGGCUGGAAAAACCCAAAUGCGCCACCACAGCCUCCAGUAGCAGACACAUCUCAGCCAGUUGUAAGCCUAACAGACCCCUGCAAAAGCUGCAGGCAUCCAUUAGAAGCCCAUGUGUCACACUUGGAGAACACAGAUGAAGAAGAACUAAAUAGACUGCUGCGGAUCGUAGUUGAUGUGGAGAACCUCUUUGUGUGUGUCCACCGUGAGGAAGAUGCAGAAGCCAAACAAAUCUACUUUUAUCUUUUCAAAUUGCUCAGAAAAUGUAUUUUGAACACCAGUCAGCCUUCAAUCGAAGGAUCAUUGGGAACACCACCAUUUGAAAAACCCAGCAUAGCCAAAGGUGUAACCAAUUUUGUGGUGUUCAAGUUUGGUACCUUGGCACAAAAAGAAUGGCAGACGAUGUACGACCUGGCAAAAAUGUUCUUACAUUGUCUCAAUCAUUGGAAGUUGUGGCCUCCUGCCAGUAGAGGCCAGCAGCUGGAUCAGAAGGAUGAGAAUGACUACAAACUGAACUACACAAGGUGGUUGUGUUUCUGCCAUGUUCCUGCCUUCUGUGACAGUUUGCCACGCUAUGAAACCACCCUCAUCUUCGGCCAGACUCUGCUGCGUUCAGUUUUUCAAACAAUGAGGCGGACAGCUGCUGGACAAGAGGUUUAUGGGAAUAAUUCUCCAAUUUGGGAUCCAGAUUUUGCUCAGAACACGGCCAAUUUGCCAACUCCUUCCCCUGCAGCCAGCCCUGGUGCAGCAGCAGGCGUUAGUGGUCUGAGCCGGUUCACAUCCUCAACUGUGGGAACCGAUGCUUCUGGAGCUUUGAAUAUCAGUCAUGGCCUUCUUGCUGGUGGUCGGCAGCAGUCGACUCGAUCACAGGAGCCUGCAGAGAAAAGAAAAGCGGAUGAAGCUGGACUUAGUGAUGGAGCUAAAAGGCCAAGGAUCGAUGGAGAUGUUUCAAAAGAGAUGCUGCAAGAAGUCCUGGCAGAAAUAAACUCUGACGGCCCAACAGACACCACCAUGGUGGGACCAGAAAGCAUCUGCCCCACGCAUGCAGCCAGGGACGAACAGGCUAGGCAGGAGGAGAAGGAUGGGAAAAUUGACUUCCACAUCAUCAACAACUCUUUGAGUCACCGACCAAGCAACCAGGUUUUUCUGUGGCUGAUUGAAGUGCAGAAUCUGUUUUCUCACCAGUUGCCUCGCAUGCCAAAGGAGUACAUUACACGUUUAGUGUUUGAUCCGAAGCACAAGUGCUUGGUUCUCAUCAAACAGAACCACGUGAUUGGUGGCAUCUGUUUCCGCAUGUUUCCUGCCCAGUGUUUCACAGAGAUUGUUUUCUGUGCUGUCACCUCUAGUGAGCAAGUUAAGGGAUACGGUACCACCCUGAUGAAUCACCUCAAAGAUUACCAUCUGCUACACAACAUUACCCACUUUCUGACAUUCGCUGAUGAAUUUGCUACUGGCUACUUCAAGAAACAAGGUUUUUCCAAGGACAUUAAACUGCCUCGGUCGCAGUAUUUAGGCUACAUUAAAGAUUAUGAAGGGGCAACACUGAUGGGCUGUGAACUGUGCCCACGAAUAAAUUACACAGAUUUCUCCAGGGUUAUUCGCAAGCAGAAAGAGAUCAUUAAAAAGAUUGCAGCAAGGAGAAGUAUUGAAACGGAGAAAGUCUACAGUGGGGUUGGUUUGUUCAAAGAAGGCGUCAAGCUGCCCCUCCCUCUUGAGUCUAUACCAGGAUUGGUAGAGUCAGGAUGGAAACCACCAGUCAAGAAGGAGAAGGAGCCUCAGCAAGAUCCAGACCAGUUGUACACUGUGUUACGGACAAUACUACAACAAGUAAAAAGUCAUGCAAGUGCUUGGCCUUUCUUGAAGCCAGUGGACAAGUCAGAAGCACCAGAUUACUAUGAUCAUAUCAAGUUUCCUAUGGACUUGCGGACCAUGACAGAGCGACUGAAAGCCAGAUACUAUGUGCACAAACAUUUGUUCAUCGCAGACAUCAAUCGCAUCGUCACAAACUGCAGAUCGUACAAUGAACCAGAUACAGAAUACUACAAGUGUGCCAACACCAUUGAGAAAUAUUACAUCACUAAGAUGAAGGAAGCUGGUCUCAUGGACAAGUGA